Molecule: messenger RNA, 3219 nt
Organism: Entrophospora sp. SA101
Lineage: Eukaryota; Fungi; Glomeromycota; Glomeromycetes; Entrophosporales; Entrophosporaceae
Source: the annotation of a GenBank genome assembly
AUGGUACCAAAGAAAUUAAAUCCAACAAGACAGAAAGCUCUUAAAGCAAUCAGAUCAGGAAAUUAUGAAGAAGCUUUAGAACAUUGUGAAAAAUUAAUUCAGCUUCAUCCCAAAUCAUGUACAUAUAGGUGUGAUCGGGCUGAAGUAUUUAUAGGUCUUGGUAAGAAAUCAAGAGCAAUUGAAGAUUUGGACAGAGUUCUUAAUCUCAAACCAGAUAAAUCAAAUGCUCUGUAUUUACGCGGAUUAACACUUUAUAAGGAACAUGAUUAUAAUGAUAAAAAAGGGGCAAUAUAUGAUUUGUGUAAAGCAUUAAAAAUUGAUCCAAAUGAUCCAUUAUUGGCACUUGAAUCACAUAAAAUUUGUAUUGAAUAUUUUAAACAACGCGAAGAUGGUCAACUUGAAUUGAUUAAUCAUAUGAAUGCGGGGCUUUUACUAAAACCACAAGAUGUUUGGCUACUCAGUAAUCGUGCUUCAAUAUAUUAUCAAAGUCAAUUAUUCCCAAGAGCAAUUGAUGAUUUAAAUGUUGUUUUAUCAAUAGAACCCAAUAAUAUUGAAGCUUUACAAUUUAGAGCCAAUGUUCAUAAGAAAAUAUCUGAUUAUGAAAAAUCAUUUGAUGAUAUCAGUAAAGCUAUACAACUCUCACCUGAAACCCCUUCACUUUUAUUAAAAAGAGCAAAAUUGUUUAAAUUAAAAAAAGAAUUUGAAAAAUCAUUGAAUGAUUUAGAACAAUUAAGUAAUCUAUUAUCAAAUCCUAAAUCUACCAUUGCUGCAUCUCUAUUUAGUAAUCGUGGUCAAGUAUAUCAAGGAUUAUUUAGAUAUAAAGAGGCAUCAAAUGAUUAUACAAGAGCAUUAAAUUUGAAACCCAAAUCAUCAACAUAUAGAAGACGUGCAGAAAUUUAUCAGAUUUUACGACAAUACCAAGAUGCAUUAGAAGAUGCUAAAUCUGCAAUGAAAAUUGAUAAGGAUGAUAUUAAAGCUGCCACACUUAUCAACCAACUCUAUACACAAUUAAAUAGGCAUGAUGAGGCAUUAAAUUUAUUGGAUAAUUCAUUAAGUAAAUCUCCAAAUGAUGUUAUAAAGUUAUCUGAAAGAGGAACAGUCUAUAAAGCUUUGAAAAGGUAUGAUGAGGCAUUGAAUGAUUUGAAUAAAGCAUUAUCAAUUGAUGCAAAAAAUAUUCCCACGUAUCUUUCUAGAGCCAAAAUUUACAGAGAACAAAAAGACUAUGCUAAAUCAUUGUCAGAUAUAACAUCAGCCAUUAAACUGGAUUUGAAAAAUUCCAAACUGAUAAGAAAUCGUGGGAAAAUAUAUACAUUAAGUGAAAAAUAUGAUGAAGCAAUGCUAGAUUUAGAUAAAUCAAUCUCAACUGAGCCAAAUAAUCCUUCAGGUUAUAGAUACCGAGGCAAAGCUUUUUCAAAAAUAAACAAGUAUGAAGAAGCAAUGAAAGAUUUUGAUAAGGUGAUGAAAUUGAAACCAAAUGAUCCAAAUGCUCUACAUGAUAGAAGCGAAACAUUAUAUAAGAUGAAUAAAUUUAAUGAAGCUUUAAGUGACAUCAAUAAAUCUUUGGAAUUAGAUGAGAAUACAAAUUCAUAUGAAUUAAGAGCUUCAAUUUAUGAGAAACUUGGUGAUCAUAAGAAUGUUAUAUUGGAUUUAAGUAAAGUGUUUGAAGUAAAUCCUAAAGAUAAAGGUGUAUUGUUUCGUAGAGCAAAAAUUUAUGAGUCACAAGGACAAUAUUAUGAUGCAUUAAAUGAUUGGAGCCAAUUGGUAAAAUUAGAAUCCAAGAAUUUGGAAUAUUUGAAGGAUCGGGCUAGAUUGUUAUUGACAUUAUGUAGAUAUGAAAUCUUAAAACUUCAACCAGGAAAUCAAAUUAUCAUUUGCAAAAGGUUGGAAAUUUAUCAAUAUUUUAAUAAGACAGAUGAAGCAAUUGAAGAAUUGACAAAACUAAUUGAUAGCACAAUAGAUAAAGAAUUAUUUUGUGUUACAAGAGGAGUUCUUUAUUAUUCUAAAGGAAAUCAAGAAACAGCAUUGGAAGAUUUUGAUAAGGUAUUAGGAUUAGGAAAGGCAAAACCAAAGGAACAAAUUACAUAUACAAAAGACCAGCUUAAGGCAUUAUGUUAUCGUGGAUGUAUUAAUCACUCAUUGAUAGAUUUGAAUGUAGUGUUAGAAAAUGAACCUGAUAACAUUUUAGCAUUAUGUGAACGAAGUUCUAUUUACAGAGAUCGUAAUGAUCAUGAUGGAGCUUGGAAAGAUUUAAAAACCGUUUUAAACAAUGAACUUAAUUCCUCUAAUUCUACUUAUCAACAUCGUUAUUGUCACAAUUCUACUCAAUUAACAACUAUUAGUAAAGUUUAUUUAGUAAUAUCUCUUCUUUCCACUUUACAAACUCAAUUACUCCAAUCUUCUUUAAUCAUGUUACCGUUAGUUGGUAUAUUUGGUCAAAAUCAACAACAAUCCCAAAAAUCAGAUUCUGUAACAACACAAGCAGUUCCAAUACAGCAACAACAACUAACUCAUAAUAAUAAACAUAUUCAACCUAGGGCUCAGCAAAAACAAUCCACAAAUUUUAAUUCAACUUACAAUCCUAUUCGUAGAAAAAAACCAUCAAACAGAAUGAAUAGAAAGAAAAUCGAUCAAGCUAUUGCCUUUUCUGCUUUUGCUGUCGAAGAAGAUCAUCAAGGAAAUCAUGAAUGUGCACUAGAUCUUUAUCUCACUGCUUUAGAGAAUAUAAAAGAUGCAUUAAAAACUAAAUUACGAGACUUUAUUGAUCGUGCCGGAUUAUCUGAAGAGAUGAUCAGUGAGUCAUCAGAUUCAAAGAAUCCAAAUCUUUAUCAAAAUAAUUAUCAUAAAUCUUGCUGCGUUGAUUCUGACUCUUUUAAUAAAUAUCACUCAUCAAAUUGUAAUAACAACAACAUCAACAAUGAUGAUCAUCACAGUAACGACAUCAAUAAUGCUGGAAUAUCAGAUCAUAUAAUCCAAGCUGCUAUUACUGGCGCAGUUGCUUUAAAACAAUCACCAAUACCUGAUGCCAUCACUGCUACUGUAAAUUAUACAAUGAAAAAAAUCAAAAAUAUCGAUGAAACUUAUGGCUUACAGGAUAAAGCUUGGGAAAUUUCAAGAUCUGGUAUAAAUUUGGCUUUUGAGAUUGAUCAACAAUAUAAUGUUCAUGAAAAAGUUGGUAACGUUCUAUUCACUGAAUCUGUAAUACAAAAAUUAUUCACAUAA